AUGGCGAUGCACGCGAAGGCUACUCCGCCGCAGAUUCCGGACACCCGGCGGGAGCUUGCCGAACUGGUCAAGAGGAAACAAGAACUAGCUGAGACGCUUGUGAAUUUGGAACGACAAAUAUACGCCUUUGAAGGCAGUUACCUAGAAGACACUCAAAUGUACGGCAACAUCAUCCGAGGAUGGGACCGAUACCUAACUAACCAAAAGAACUCCAACAGCAAGACGGACAGAAGAAAUCGAAAAUUUAAAGAGGCAGAGCGUCUUUUCAGCAAGUCGUCAGUUACAUCGGUUGCUGCGGUUUGCGCACUAGGCGGGAUCCCAGAUCACAUGAACGAAAAACGCGAGGCAGGCAGCGGCACGGAAAGCGACGCGUCUCCGGAUCUCCAGAAUCAAGAAAAUGAGCCCAGUCAGGAAGACACGGAAGAUGUGGAUUCGGCCUUGCAGGACUUGAAACCUCAAAAAGCUGCGUCUUCCUCUUCAUCUGGCAGCCAUCAUGGAAGUCAUAAGAAGAGGAAGAACAAAAAUAGGCACAGCCCUUCUGCCAUGUUUGAUUAUGACUUUGAGUAA
This is a messenger RNA of Nerophis lumbriciformis (worm pipefish), 567 nucleotides long. The record is from RefSeq and is a predicted model, not a curated record. Lineage: Eukaryota; Metazoa; Chordata; Actinopteri; Syngnathiformes; Syngnathidae.